AGAGUUUUGAAGCGUCCUAGCAAAGACAACGUUUGAACCAUGGCAGGAGAAGAACCGGCACCGGUUGCGUUCUUCAAGCGUGGGAAAAAGGGAUUGGCGAAUCAACGAAAACGAAUACGGCUGUCCGAUGAUGAAGAUGACCAGCCAGACAAGGUCACAGAUGCUGCAACUGUUGCACGAAAGCUACGAGAAAAGACCAGCGGAGCGUUCACCUCAACUACUGCAAGUAAAAAGCGAAAGGAGGAAGCUGAUAUUUCAGGGGCCGAUGAGAGGUCGGUUCUCGACGUUGCUUAUGCCGCGAGUGGGACGGCAGCGUCGCUGAGCGCGGACAUGGCGACCCGUACGCUGGACGUUGACGGCAAGGAAGAUGUAGCGCCCGCAAAGGUGCUCGCUGGGGACGAAGCAGAGUCAGCAGAUAACAUAUACCGUGGACUCUCAGCAUACAAAGAGUAUGUGAACAAGCGCACGGAUACAGUCACACAAUCGAAUGCAUCACGUAUUCGCGCUGGCCCAUUGCGUGGAUCGACGAAUGUUCGUAUCAGUUGUCGAUUCGAUUACCAGCCCGAUAUUUGCAAAGAUUACAAGGAAACAGGGUUUUGCGGGUACGGGGAUUCAUGUAAAUUUAUGCACGACCGAGGAGAUUACAAGAGUGGGUGGCAGUUGGACAAGGAGUGGGAGGAGAAGCAGAAGCAGGAGAAUGAUCCAAAUCGGUUCUUGAUUACGAGUGAUGAUGAGAAAGACGAGGAUGAAGACGAGGAUGAAGACUUGCCGUUUGCAUGCGUGAUAUGUCGAAAUGAUUUCAAGGAACCUGUCGUUACAAAGUGCAAGCACUACUUUUGCGAAUCCUGCGCACUCAAACAUCACGCGAAAAGCCCAAAAUGCUUUAUUUGUGGAUCGGCGACUCAAGGACUGUUUGCGCCUGCCAAGGAGCUAAAAGCCAAACUUGAAGAAAAGAAGCGGAGAAUGGCGGAAAGGGAGGCAGAGAUUAGGGCUCAGCAUCAGGAGGAUAUGGAGGAUGAAGACGAGUCAGACUAGUUUGUAAUAACCGGCAGUUUUGUAUUUAUUUAUAUUUUUAAUCCUGUACAUAGUUGCGAUACUUUUCAUAUCCAGUCGUUGUAUUAACCUCC
Spizellomyces punctatus DAOM BR117 is the source of this 1127-nucleotide messenger RNA. Its product is annotated as U2-type spliceosomal complex subunit CWC24. The coding region runs from base 40 to 1035 and encodes 331 amino acids. The record is from RefSeq and is a predicted model, not a curated record. Gene Ontology annotation, biological process: snoRNA splicing. Lineage: Eukaryota; Fungi; Chytridiomycota; Chytridiomycetes; Spizellomycetales; Spizellomycetaceae. The transcript is spliced from 2 exons. Gene Ontology annotation, molecular function: metal ion binding. Gene Ontology annotation, cellular component: U2-type spliceosomal complex.